This is a messenger RNA of Temnothorax curvispinosus, 5206 nucleotides long. Its product is annotated as serine/threonine-protein phosphatase 6 regulatory ankyrin repeat subunit B-like. The transcript has 4 exons. Bases 20 to 5206 code for a protein of 1728 amino acids. The record is from RefSeq and is a predicted model, not a curated record. Lineage: Eukaryota; Metazoa; Arthropoda; Insecta; Hymenoptera; Formicidae. Gene Ontology annotation, molecular function: protein binding.
UAAUAGAAUAUCAGAGAAUAUGACUAUAAAAACAAAGCCUAAUAGCCUUAAAGAAAUUCCUAAGUUGUUCACAGAAAUUUAUCAUAGUAUUGAGCCAAGAAUUCAACGUAACAAUCUUGAUAAAUUAAUUUACGAAAUUUCUUUUUAUAUUUUUGAAUUUGAAAUAAGUGGCAUAAAAUGGAUUAAGAAAUUCUGGGAAAAGUUGAAUAAAAAAGUUUCGUUUACUUCUAUACCAGGAAAGACUUACAAUAUAACAAAAGAUGAAUAUAGUAACCAACUUGAACUAAAACUAUCUGAACUGGAAAAUAUUUUAACCAAAAAUGCAUUGAAUGAUCAAUUUAUUAAAAAAUUACCUUUCUAUAAAAGUAAUAAAAAAUUGCAAGCAGUAGUAGAAAUGCUUGUUCUGGAUAUAAUGUCAAUUUUAGAUAGCUUAAAGCAUAACUUAAUAAAGCAAAAUAAUGUACUCUUUUUAGAUGCUAACACUCCUUUAUUAAUUGGAAAAUGUUUACGUAAUCAUUUAGCACAUGAUAAUGCCUUAGUUAAUGUAUUGCUAUUUGAUCCUUUAAUAGCAGUUGUUUUGAACGCUAAAAAACUUAUUGAAGAAAAUAAUAAAAGCAAAGAACAAAUUGACGAGAAAGAUAUAAAAAGCAAAAAAAAAGUUGGUGAGUUAAUAAGCGAUAAUUCUUUCAAUUUGACAGAGAAAUACUCUCAAGACUUAGAUACCAUUACUAAUCAGGAAAGAAUGUUUGCUGCUUUGGAAGAAGGAAAGCCAAACAACUUCAAGGAUUGUCUCGAAAAAGGUGCAGACAUUAAUGCUAGAAGUAUUAAUUCAUGGACCACGUUACAUUUUGCUGCUAAGGGAUCCAGUCCUAAAGUUAUAAAACUUAUUCUUGAUCAAAGUUUAAGCGUUAAUGUGAAAGAUAUUAAUGGUCAAAGCCCAUUACAUAUUGCUGCUGAGCAUGGAAGGAAUAAUAUUGUAGAAUUUUUUAUAAAGGAAGGUUUAUAUAUUAAUGAUUUAGAUAACAGUGGCAAAACGCCAUUACAUGUUGCUGCUCAAAACGGUCACGAGAAAACUGUCGUAGUUUUAUUAAAUAAUAAGAAAGCACAUACUAUUGCCCGAGAUAAAAUUGGUCUUUCACUUUUACACUAUGCAAUAAUAAAUAAUCAUAUAGGUGUUACUAAGAUUUUAUUGGAAAAAACUGAAAAUGCUUAUAAAAUGCUUAAUGAAAUGAUAGGUAACUUAACCCCGUUGCACGCAGCUGCACAGAGAGGUUAUCUAGAGUUAGUUAAUUUCUUGCUCCAAAAUAAUGCAGAUGUAAACGUUAUAAAUGUAGAUUGGACACCAUUACAUUUAGCCGCAUCUAAUGGCCAUUUGGAAAUAGUUAAUAUUCUAUUGAAGCAUAAAGCUAAUGUUAAUGCUGUUGACAAAACCCGUAAUAAUACACCUUUACACUAUGCAGCAAAAUAUGGGCACGAGGAAAUAGUUAAGACUCUACUAAAAAAUAAUGCCAUCGCUAGUAUUGCCACUGCUACAGGUGUGACUCCAUUGCAUAUUGCUGCCCAGAAGGGUUAUCUAGGAAUAGUUGUUGCUCUACUUGACCAUGAUGUUGACAUUCAUGAUAAAGUUGAUAUUUGUGCUAAAGAUCAAGAUAACAUUACACCAUUAUAUUGUGCAGCAAAAAGUGGCCAUAAGAAAAUUUCUGAACUUUUAAUAGAAAGAGGAGCAGAAAUUAAUGCUAAAACUAAUAAUAAUUUAACACCACUACAUACAGCUGCUAUGAACGGCCAAAUAAACAUUGUUAAUCUUCUAAUAAAAAGUAAAAAAACUGAGGUUGAUGCAAUAACUGAUGACGGUAGUACACCGUUGCAUCUAGCUGCUUUUAUCGGCCACAUAGACAUUGUUAAGUCUCUAAUAGAAAGUAAAAAAGCUAAGGUUGAUGCAAUAACUGUUCACGAUAAUACACCGUUGCAUCUAGCUGCUUGUAACGGCCACAAAGACAUUGUUGAUCUUCUAAUAACAAAAGGAGCUAAGGUUAAUGCAAUAACUAAUGACGGUAAUACACCGUUGCAUAUAGCUGCUGCGAAAGGCCACAAAGACAUUGUCGAUUUUCUAAUAAAAAAUCAAGCUAACGUUAAUGCAACAGCUAAAGACUAUGAUACACCGUUACAUAUUGCCGUGAAAGCAGGUCAUAAAGAAAUCGUUGAGAUUUUGGUAACAAAGGGAGCCGAUGUUAAUGUUAAGAGCGACAACAUAACACCAUUGGUUUCUGCUAUAAAAUAUAAUCAAAAAGAAAUCGUUAAAGUUCUUAUAUCAAAUGAAGUUGAAGUUAACGAAGAAGGCUUAGCUUUAUUACUAGCAGUUCGUUCUGGAUAUACAGAUAUUGUAGAAAUUUUGUUAAAAAACAGAGCUUAUGUUAAUGUGAACGAUCUUGGAAAUGCUGCAUUUUUGCAUUUGGCUGCUGGUAGAGGUCAUAAGGAUAUAGUGAACGCUCUGAUAACAAAAGGAGUUGAUGUUGAUGCAACUUAUAGUAAUUUAACACCAUUAUGUUUUGCAGCACAAGAGGGUUAUGAGGAAGUAGUUGAGAUUUUAAUAGCACGUGGCGCUAACUUUAAUUUUAUAUCUGACGAACAUGUUACACCAUUACAUCUGGCAACAACAAGUGGUCAUGGUAAUGUUGUAAAAGUUUUACUUGAUAAUAAAGCAAAUAUUAAUGUUAAGAAUAAUGAGAAUAGAACUCCUCUAGAAUUAGCAGUGGCACAUGGUCAUUUAGAAGUGGUUAAAAUGUUACUACUGCAGGACUACAAAAAAAUAGAUAUAAAUGCUAAAGGUAACGAUGAUUGGACGAUAUUGCAUAUUGCUUCACAAAGAAAUAACUUAGAGAUUAUAAAAUAUCUAGUAGAUAAGGGUUCUAAUGUUAAUGCUACAACUGCCUUUGGUUUAAAACCUAUACACAUUGCAGCGGUAGAAGGUUGUAAAGAUACUGUAGAGUUUUUCUUUAGUAAGGGGUUAAGUAUUAAUGAACUUGAUGCAGCUAAUAAGACAUUACUACACUAUGCAGCAUUGAAAGGUCACUUGGAAGUUGCGAAGUAUUUGAUAACACAAGGCGCUGACAUUAAUGCUAAAGAUACUGAUGGCUUAACUCCUAUGCAUAUUGCUGCUAAUUGUGGUUAUAAAGACGUUAUUGAAGUUUUAUUAAAAAAUGGAGCAGUUUAUAACGCUGUUGGCAAGUUUCAUAUAAUACCGUUACAAAUAUCUAAGGAUAAAAACGUUUUCAAUUUAUUAGAAUCAACUAAGAAAUUGUUCGAGGCUGUAAAACGUAAUGGCUCUUCAGAUGUUGAGAAUUACAUUAAAGCAGGGGCGGUCGUUAACGCCAAAAAUGUUAAUGGAACAUCAUUACAUUAUGCUGCGUGGAAAGGCUAUGACAGUAUUGUCAAUAUUCUAUUACAAAAUAAAGCUGAUCCUAAUGCAGUUGAUAAAAAGGGAUUUACCCCUCUACAUUAUGCUGCUAAGUUUUGUCGCUUAAAAGUUGUAAAACUCCUAUUAUCUAAUGGUGCAGUAUAUAAUGCAGUUUCUGAUGGUAAAACACCAUCAGAUUUUACUGUAGAUGAAAGUAUUACUCGCUUAUUUCAAUUACUGCGUGACUCUUUUAAAAAUAUUAAAAAUAAUGAUUCUCGAGUUAUUAAUGAUCUUAACAAGAUAAAGGAUAUUGAUACAGUAAAAUCAAUAAUGAAUGCUCGUAAUGAAGAGAACAAAACUCUAGUAGUUUCUGCAGUGCAUAAUAACUUUUCAGAAGUCGAACAGUUGAAAGAAGUAUCACAAGAUGGUGUAUCCGCUCAGAUUAAUCUAGGUUUAAUGUUUUAUAAUCGAGGCGAUUAUCGUACGGCUUUAUGUAUUUUCGAAAGCGUAUUUGAAAAAAGAAAAGAAAUACUAGGAUCAGAUAAUCCUGGCACUUUAGAUAUUCAGACAUACAUAGGUGAUGUAUCAUAUGCACAAGGGGCUUACCAAGAAGCUUUAAAUACAUUUAAAAAAAUUUUCCAGAAACAAAAACAAAUGUUGGGUUUGAAUGAUAAGAGUACUUUAAGUACAAGAAGUAAAAUUGCUUUAGUGCUGCAUAGACAGGGAAGGAAUAAAGAAGCUUUUAAUAUUUAUCAAGAAGUUUGCCAGAAGCAAGAUGAAAUACUAGGGACAAAUCAUUUAGAUACAUUAGAUAGUCAGUUUCACAUGGCACUAGUAUUAGAUGCACAAAGAAAAUACGAAGAAGCGUUAAAUAUCCAUAGAACAGUUUUUGAAAAAAGGAAAACAAUAUUAAGUGCAGAUGACCCAUCAGUUUUGUGUAUUCAAAAAAAUAUAGCGGUGGUACUGGCUAACCAGGGUGAGCUUGAAAAGGCAUUGACAAUUUAUAAAGAUGUUUACGAGAGGAAGAAAAAGGUUUUAGGUAUUGAUCAUGACGAAAAGAAGAAUGGAAAGUCUCGACUUUUUAUCGACUUCCGACGAGUCAAUGAAGUCACAAAAAUAGACGCAUAUCUCUCGUUACGGAUCUUCGCAACACUCGAUAAGUUGCUGGAAACUUCGUGUCUUUCAAUGCUGAACCUGAAAAACGGAUAUUGGCAAGUGCCUUUAUCUCCAAAAAGCAGAAAAAUUACAGCGUUUAUCAUGCUCAGUAAAAGCCUGAUGCAAUUCACGUUCCAGUUGAAUACCGUACUCGGACCAGAGCUGGAGCUCAACGUGUUUGUCUGCCUAGGUAUCAUUGUUAGCCAAACCUUCGACAAAUACCUCUGCGAGAACAUCCGGAUCGACUUGAGAAGAUCAGUGCCAUCACCAACUGUCCCGUUCCACAAAAUGUAUGGUAAAUAUGACAGCUUUCUGGGCGGAGUGGUACCUUGGUAUUGCUAUGAUUUAUUAAAAGAUUCGCCAUCAUUGCCGCCCCACUUAUCGCACUUACACAACAACAAGCCGCAAAUGAAUCUGGGAAACCGCCGAAUAAAUUGCGUUCAAUCAACUUCGAAGCAAACCUUGACCGAUGCUGAUGUGUCCCAACUUCAGGCGGCAGUUCAUUCUACAGACAGAUGCCCAACGGGAUUGAUGGCCGUCUUGACACAAUACAUUCCGGAAGGAGAGCGGAUGAUCGCAAACCGCACGCUCAAUAAGUCCAAACGUAAUUAUCUGGACUGGAGUAUCUGGCCGUCGCCGUCGUCUGGCGCAUAA